AUGAACGCACAAAGCUUCAAAGAUUUUCAAGAGCUAGUUGACCAGAAGAUUGAAUUGUUGGAGAGCGAGGAAGUGAACUUUGAACAACUCCGAGCAUUUCAUCAAGACGAGCCAACGAUCUCUAGGAUCAAUCAACAAGUCGCUGCAAUAACUCCCGUCAAAGAAGCUGUGACUGCGUUCGCUUCACGCUUGUCCAAAGAUUGGAGUCAAGAGGGAGAUCGAGUCAUCGGGCACAUCUUGUGGGCACCAAAAAUCGAGGACAGUACCCAGCCGUAUGGGUACACCAAAGACUUUUGUGUCAUCCACCUUGACAAACGCAGCUUCAAAGAAGGGUUUCUCGGAAAUGCUAUUCCACUUAUGUACGUUGUCCCAUGA
This is a messenger RNA of Mycena indigotica, 375 nucleotides long. RefSeq names its product TPR-2 domain protein. The transcript is spliced from 2 exons. The record is from RefSeq and is a predicted model, not a curated record. Bases 1 to 375 code for a protein of 124 amino acids. NCBI's taxonomy places the organism in Eukaryota, Fungi, Basidiomycota, Agaricomycetes, Agaricales, Mycenaceae.